UAUUUAGUAUACAUAUAGUACGCGCUAGAGCCGUUAGCCGAACCAGGCCGAACAUCUGAUCGCACCCUAAUAUUAUUGAAAAUUAAUUUUUGAAGUUUUGAAGUGAAUUUCGAGGUGAAAAACCGAGACAAUGUGGUUCGAGGUGUUGCCUGCUGCUGUCAUCAUCGGGACAUGCGUUGCACUCCCUCAAUUCGCGGCGUAUUACUGGAAUAGAGCCAUUUUUGGAAACCCAUACAGGAGGAAUCUCAAUGAGUUCUGGGACAGGCACCAGUUCACCAGAGACUGCAGAGUAAGUGGAGCUCCCUGGAUUCUGAAGGGCAUUGAAAGCAUUCCAGAUGGCGAAUAAAGUGUAAAUACUAGUGAUGGAAUUUCAAUGUGAAUAAAGUAACUGUAGAAUACAACGAGUCUAUCCACAACUUGGAACAUA
Diachasma alloeum is the source of this 427-nucleotide messenger RNA. It is a transcript of the gene ND-MWFE, whose product is annotated as NADH dehydrogenase [ubiquinone] 1 alpha subcomplex subunit 1. The record is from RefSeq and is a predicted model, not a curated record. The coding region runs from base 131 to 346 and encodes 71 amino acids. NCBI's taxonomy places the organism in Eukaryota, Metazoa, Arthropoda, Insecta, Hymenoptera, Braconidae. The transcript is spliced from 3 exons.